Molecule: messenger RNA, 2062 nt
Organism: Caenorhabditis elegans
Lineage: Eukaryota; Metazoa; Nematoda; Chromadorea; Rhabditida; Rhabditidae
Source: the annotation of a RefSeq genome assembly
AUGGGUUACUCGCCAAUAAAACCAUCACAAAAAAGAUUUGACCUACAAGGUAUACGUGGUUUGGCUAUAAUUGCAGUUCUCGGUUUCCAUUUUUACCCUGACACUUUUCCAAAUGGAUAUUUAGGUGUUGAUCAAUUCUUUGUAUUAUCUGGAUUUCUUAUGUGUAUGCUAUUAAAGAGAGCUGAGAAGGAGCCACCAUGUACUCUGAUAACUAUAUUCUAUAGCAAAAGAUUUAAAAGAAUUCUACCACUUUACUACUAAUCAUAUUUUGUUCCAUGAUUUGUCUCUAUUCAUUUUUCCCGGACAUCGUAGUUGAAACAAAUCAGGAAUCUGCGAUACGGGCUCUAUUGUUUGUGUCAAAUACUCCAAAAACAGAAGCACAGGAUUACUUUAUGAUGCUCACAAAAGCAAUAGACAUAUUCACUCAUACCUGGUCGUUGUCAGUUGAAAUUCAAUUUUACUUUUUAAUUCCUUUCAUCUUCCUGUUAGCCACAAAAUUGCCAUCAAAAUUUGAAAAUGGGUACUACGCAUUUAUAGGAAUUGUGUCAUAUUCUUUUUUCUUCUCAUCCCCUCAAUCGGUAGCAUUCAAUAGCGUUUUUGCGAGGAUUUGGCAGUUUUCAAUUGGAAUAAUUGUGUAUCUACUUGAUUAUUCUGAGCAGCAAAGAGGUGUGAAAUACGUCGAGCUUACAAAAGAGACAGAAGCUUUUGAGAGCUUGCUCACUGAUGACGACAGCAAAUAUGUUAGCAGUAAAUCCAACACGCAUUCUGAGCGUUGUGAUCCUACAACGAUCAUCGCAUAUUUGCUAUUAACCGGCCUAGUCCUCAUAACUUUACUUCCAACCUCAUUAGAUGCGUCAGUUAUAAGACCACUUGUGACUAUUGGGACGGGAUGUUUAAUGCUUAUAUCUGAAGAUAAUGCAGUUCUGUCAAAUAGAGUGUUAACCUACAUUGGAGAUAUCUCAUAUUCACUUUAUCUAAUUCACUGGCCUAUUUAUUCCUACUGGAAGCUCACUUACGAAGGCAACAAGCUAUUGCUUGUUGCUGCAUUGCUCAUCUCAAUUCUACUGGCUGCCCUUAUAUUUGAAACUUUUGAGAAAUGGUACCUCAAACUAACAUCUACAAAACUUGCACUGCUCGUUGUAUUACUAUUCGCUCUGAAUAUAGUUCUGGUAGAACGUGAUCAAUUCGCAAUUCAAAAGAAAGCUAACUUGACGUCGACUGACAAUAUUACAAUUGACGAUGUAAUCCGACAGAACAACAACUGGAAUAGAGGAGACACUGGGAAUCUGUAUGUGAAAAAUUGUAAAUAUGAGCAAAACGGUCCAUUUGGAUGGUGCAAUCACACGGGUUUGAAUGCGACUUCGAAAUACAAAUUAAUGAUCAUUGGUAAUAGCUGGACAGCAAAUCACGGCACCCUGUUUCAUCAAGAAUGUGGCUACAAAGCAAACACAAUUAUACAGGGAUCUUACUCAAAGUGUGAAAUGAUUUAUCCCACCGAAAACCUGAAACACUGCAAAGAAUACUACAACAGUUUCCAAGAUCGCGUUAAAAAGGAAAAGCCAGAUUAUCUGUUCAUAGUUUUUAGGUACAUUUCCAUCGGUGAUCCCAUGCCGAAAAAUGUCACAAAGUUCCGAGACGACCCCAUUUAUAAAUCUAUGAAAGCUCAGUUACUCGGGUUUCUGUCGAAUACAAAGUACAUGGUUUACAUCCUGAAUGUCAUUCCAGCACACAAUUGGGACUUGACAAAGAACAUCGGUAAAUGGCUCAAAGAAGGGGUGAAGCCUCUAGAAGUUGAGAAACGCUUGGGUGAUGAGGUAGGCAAGCCGUACAAACAGGCGACCUACGAAAUGGCGCGAAAAAGAUAUGCGGAGCUAGUGAAAGAGUGUAAUGGGCGAUGUGCUCUUGUGGAUUACAAGCUCGAAUUCUAUAACAAUGCUACUAAAACCUAUAAAAUAUUUGAUGACAGAGGAUUUGCGUACCUAACCUCAACAUUACAUUUAUCACCACUUGGUUUGGAAAAAGUGCGGCAUAUUUGGACGGACGUUUGUGCGAAAUUAUGAUG